AUGCGAUUAACAGAAAAAGAAGAUGAAUCACUGCCAAUAGAUGUAGUUCUUCAGACACUUCUGGCCUUUGCAGUUACCUGUUAUAGUAUAGUUCAUAUUGCAGGGGAGUUUAAAGACAUGGAUGCCACUUCAGAACUAAAAAAUAAGACAAUUGAUACCUUAAGGAAUCACCCAUCAUUUUAUGUAUUUAAUCAUCGUGGUCGGCCUUCGGAUACAACAAAUUCUUCAAACCAGGAGGCAUUGUCCUCUAACACAUCAUUGAAGUUACGAAAACUCGAAUCACUGCGCCGCUAA
Marmota monax (woodchuck) is the source of this 294-nucleotide messenger RNA. RefSeq names its product ER membrane protein complex subunit 5-like. NCBI's taxonomy places the organism in Eukaryota, Metazoa, Chordata, Mammalia, Rodentia, Sciuridae. The coding region runs from base 1 to 294 and encodes 97 amino acids. Gene Ontology annotation, cellular component: plasma membrane; early endosome; Golgi apparatus. The transcript has a single exon. The record is from RefSeq and is a predicted model, not a curated record.